GUGAGGUCUCUUUCUCUGACCACACACUAUUCUUCUUCUUUAACUGCCUCUUCUCAUUGUUUUUUCAUCUUAUCAAGUCUUUUGCUUUUGUAACAUUUCCUUACCUACAAAACCCAUUAAAGUUGAAGUUGAGGGGUUGCUGUUUCAUUUUCAUUGUCUCCUCAUUUAUCCCUCAUAUGGGUGUCUCUCACAACGGUGUCCAAUGAGAAUUCUACUCCUUUCAUGGCUUUUCUUCAUACCCUUAUUCACAAUUUUGUUUGGCAUCAACACAGACUUUGUUUCUGGCCAAUGUCUGAACGAUCAGCUAUCCCUGUUGGUCCAAUUGAAGAACAGCCUCCAUUUCAAUUCUUCAUUUUCCCCCAAGCUCAUAAACUGGAAUCAGAAUCAGAGCACCGAUUACUGUGGUUGGAGUGGUGUGACUUGCGACAACGCUACUGGUCGUGUGAUAGGUCUCGACCUCAGCAGCGAAUCAAUCUCUGGUGGAGUCGACAAUUCCAGUGCUCUUUUUAGUUUUGAGUCUCUUCAGAGUCUCAAUCUGGCUAAUAAUAGUUUCAACUUUACACAAAUUCCACUGAGAAACCUCACCACUUUGACAUACCUGAAUUUGUCAAAUGCCGGAUUUGCUGGCCAAAUUCCAAUGGAACUUUCAAGCAUGAUGAGGUUGGUUACUCUCGACCUCUCAACCUUUUCCCCUGGUAGUGGUACUAUUAGUCCUCUGGAACUUGAGAAUCCAAAUUUGUCAAGGCUUGUUCAGAACCUCACCAAACUUGAAGAACUUCAUCUUAAUGGUGUAAAGAUAUCGGCACAGGGAAAGGAGUGGUGCCAGGCUUUGUCAUCAUCGUUGCCCAAUUUGCGGGUGUUGAGAUUGUCCAAUUGCAAUCUUUCAGGCCCUUUCGAUUCUAAUCUCUCCAAUCUACGCAAUCUCUCAGUGAUCCAUCUGAGUGAGAACAAUCUGUCGACUACAGUUCCAGAUUUCUUCACAAAUUUCACAAAUUUAACAGUGUUGCGUCUCAGCAAUUGUAAUUUGCAAGGAGUGUUUCCAGACAACAUCUUCCAGGUACCAGCUCUACAGACGCUUCAAUUAUCAAACAAUCAAUUACUGAAUGGUUCUUUGCCAGAAAUUCACCAAUAUGGAUCACUCCAAAAUUUGGUUCUUAGCUAUACGAAUUUUUCAGGGAGAUUACCAAACUCAAUUGAUAACUUUACGAUACUGUCCAGGAUAGAGCUUGUCAAUUGCAACUUCAGUGGAUCAAUUCCAAAUUCAAUGUCAAACCUCACCCAUCUUGUUUAUUUGGAUUUCUCUUCCAAUAACUACACUGGUCCAAUCCCAACAUUUCAGAAGUCGAAAAAUCUCACCCACAUGGACAUGUCUCGCAAUUAUUUCACGGGUCUAAUUCCUUCCACUCACUUCGAUAGCCUCUUGAAUCUUACAUACAUCGAUUUGCGUUACAAUUCACUCAAUGGGAGUAUUCCAUCAUCUUUGUUGACGCUCCCAUCUCUGAAGAAAGUUCAGCUUUCAUUUAAUCAAUUUGGUUGUCUACUUAAUGGACUUCCAAAUGCCUCGUCCUCUAUAUUGGAUACACUCGAUUUGAGCAGUAACAAAUUAUCAGGACCCAUUCCCACAUCUUUCUUUGAGCUUAAAAGGCUCAACAUCCUCUUAAUUUCGUCAAACAACUUCAGUGGCCCUAUAAACCUGGAAAAUUUUGCAAGGCUCCCUAAUCUCACUGCACUUGACCUUUCAUACAACAGCUUGUCAAUUGAUACAAGUGGCAGUAGUUCAACCUUGUCUUCCUUACCACAAAUCUCCAAAUUAAGAUUGGCUUCUUGCAAAUUGCAGAGUUUUCCUAACCUCAAGUACCAAUCAAGGCUUUAUGAAUUGGAUCUUUCAGACAAUCAAAUUCGUGGAGAAAUACCAAACUGGAUCUGGGAAGUUGGGAAUGGAACUCUAGCUUAUCUGAACCUCUCUUAUAAUCUACUAGUGGAUGUGCAAAAGCCUUAUAAUGCUCCUAUGAGUCUCAGCGUCCUUGACCUACGCUCAAACCAGCUCCACGGAGAGAUCCCAAUACCACCUGGGUUUAUUACCUUUGUGGACUACUCGAGCAAUAAUUUCAACUCUUCUAUUCCAGUUGAUAUUGCUAACAAUCUUGCUUAUUUCUUCUCUCUUUCGAAUAAUAGCCUUACUGGAGCCAUCCCUCAAUCAAUAUGCAAUGCAACCUAUCUCCAAGUUCUUGAUUUGUCUAAUAAUGGUUUGAGUGGCACAAUUCCUUCAUGUUUGAUUGAAAGCAGUAGCAUGACUCUUGGUGUAUUGAAUCUACGGAAAAACAAACUUAGUGGCAAUAUAUCAAGGACAUUUCCAAACAAUUGUAAACUAAAGACUCUAGAUCUCAAUGGGAAUCUUUUGGAAGGACAAAUUCCCAAAUCCUUGGCCAACUGCACAAUGUUAGAAGUUUUAAACCUUGGGAAUAAUGAGAUAAAUGAUACCUUUCCGUGCUUCUUGAAAGAUUCAUCAAGUAUGCGUGUUCUAGUUUUGCGGUCCAACAAGUUCCAAGGAGGCCUUAACUGUUCAGGGUACAGCAAUGGCAGUUGGCCAAAUCUCCAAAUAAUUGAUCUAGCUUUCAACAACUUCAGAGGUAAUCUGCCACCAAGAUGCUUCUUAAAUUGGAGGGCAAUGAUGGUUGACAAGGAUGAUGAACUACCAGAGCUCAGUCACUUGCGUUUUGAAUUUCUACGACUCAAUCACUUCUAUUAUCUGGACACGGUGACAGUUGUCAACAAAGGGUUAGAGAUGGAGCUUGUGAAAAUUCUAACCAUCUUCACAUCCAUUGAUUUAUCGAGCAACAAUUUCCAAGGAAGUAUACCAGAUAUUGCUGGACAACUCACAUCACUUUACGUUCUCAACUUGUCACACAACGCCCUCAGCGGCUCAAUCCCAGCAUCAAUAGGAAACUUGAAACAGCUCGGAUCAUUAGACCUCUCGAAUAACGUGCUGACUGGGAGGAUCCCAACGCAGCUUGCAAGUCUUACAUUCCUUUCAGUCUUGAAUCUGUCAUAUAAUCAAUUGGUUGGACGGAUCCCAGCAGGCUACCAAUUGCAAACAUUCUCUAGAACCUCCUUUGAAGGAAACAAGGGAUUGUGUGGGUCUCCUUUGAGCACAAAUUGCAGUGAGGUACCAUCACCAUCACCGUCACCAUCACCAACUUCUGUUGGUUCAGGAUCAAAUUUGGUGAGGGAAUUUUAUUGGCAGUUCAUAUUCCCAGGACUGGGAUUUGGGGUAGGUGCAGGAAUUAUUGUUGGACCUCUUAUGUUCUGGAAGCAAGGAAGGAAUUGGUGCGAUGAACGCAUUGAUAAGUUUGUUUUGAUAAUUCUUUCAAUGUUUGGAUUCAUCUACACCAGUUGUGAAGACAUGAAGGUUGAGGCAGAGGAGAACAUUGAAGAAGAACCCACAGAUGACUCUGGAGUCUCUGACAAUGAUGAAGAUGAAAGGGAAGAAAAAAAUCGACGAAGGUACUGUUUGUUCUGUUCGAAACUUGACACUAGUAGGAAGAAAGUCAUACACAAUCCAAAAUGCACAUGUCAUGACUCAACACUGAUGUCUUCUUUUUCCACAUCAUCAUUAUCUUCUUCUAGUCAUAAAUCACCAAAUUCUUGAAUUUUAAGCUCUUUAUAUUUUUCCUUUCAUGUAUAUAGAUAUAAAAGAGCAUCAACUCUCAAGUGGGAUGAUGAAAACAAAUCUUUUCAGGUGUUUUUGUAAUAUCUUAAUUAAGAAAAAGAAAAUUGUUUUUUGCA
Cornus florida is the source of this 3786-nucleotide messenger RNA. RefSeq names its product receptor-like protein 7. Gene Ontology annotation, molecular function: protein binding. Lineage: Eukaryota; Viridiplantae; Streptophyta; Magnoliopsida; Cornales; Cornaceae. Bases 203 to 3649 code for a protein of 1148 amino acids. The record is from RefSeq and is a predicted model, not a curated record. The transcript has a single exon.